AUGGCAUCAAAGCAAAUAGCAAGUCGCCGAGAAGGGGCUGAGAUCUACCAUGGAGCGGCUCUUUGCAAGCAAAAAGCGCAUGAGCUCCUCGACCACUUCCAUCUGCCAAAAGGGUUAAUGCCUUUGAGCAACCUCGUCGAGGUCGGGUUCAACCGGACCACAGGCUUCAUCUGGCUGAAACAGAACAAGACUUUCAAGUAUUGGUUCAAGUCCCUUGGAGCCUCCUCAUAUGGUCCCGAGAUUACAGCGUUUAUUGAGGAUGGUCGGAUGCGGAAGUUGACAGGCAUCAAAAGCAAGGAGAUGAUGAUCUGGAUUACUCUUUCUGAUAUUUAUGUGGAUGAUGCUGAUCCAACCAAAAUCACUUUUGCUACUCCCAUGGGAUUGUCAAAGAGUUUUCCGGUGACUGCAUUUGAAGAGGAGGCAGAAGAGAUGAAAUAA
This is a messenger RNA of Durio zibethinus, 438 nucleotides long. RefSeq lists its product as uncharacterized. NCBI's taxonomy places the organism in Eukaryota, Viridiplantae, Streptophyta, Magnoliopsida, Malvales, Malvaceae. The record is from RefSeq and is a predicted model, not a curated record.